This is a messenger RNA of Arabidopsis lyrata subsp. lyrata, 650 nucleotides long. RefSeq lists its product as uncharacterized. The record is from RefSeq and is a predicted model, not a curated record. The coding region runs from base 259 to 501 and encodes 80 amino acids. The transcript has a single exon. Lineage: Eukaryota; Viridiplantae; Streptophyta; Magnoliopsida; Brassicales; Brassicaceae.
UAAAACUGGACCAAACGUUAUAAUAAAAUAAAAGUAAAAAAAAAACAGUUCCUCAAUUUUUUAGUAAAAUUACCAUUCAAGAAAGUGUAAGCUCCAAGUUAAGUUAGGGUUUUUGAGUAACGUCCAAGUUUUAAGACUUGGUAUAAAAACAUAGUUUCGUUCAUUGUUAAAAACUCAAGAGCAAAUAUUAUUGACUCAAGACAAGUUUUUUUCAUUAACUAUUCUUUUAUCGAAUCUCUCUUUUCUCUCUCAAUCAUCAUGAUGAAACAGUAUUUGUCCAAGGUCACCGAGUUCUUUAAGGCUCCUAUGACCAACGGUAUGGCUCUUGGUUCAGCGGCCGUCGCAGUUAUGGCAAGUAAGCGAGACCUUCUCAUGGAUCACUUAGCCACGAAGAAGAAGGAGUACUUGAAGGAGGAGAAGUCGGCGACGGGCUUGAAGGAGAACGUGGUGGAGGCGGCUAAGAUGGAGUCGGCGACGGACGUCAAGGAGAACGCAGAAUAGAGGACUAGCGUUAAUGAGUUUUAAUUUGAUGUUUUCUAGUUUGAUCAGUUUUGUGUUUUUUUUAAUCGUUCUUUUAAGUUUUAACAUCGCUGGCUAAUGAUGUUUAGAGUCAAAACUUGAUAAUAACUAAUACUGUUUCUAUAUCUCAA